Molecule: messenger RNA, 3687 nt
Organism: Gadus macrocephalus (Pacific cod)
Lineage: Eukaryota; Metazoa; Chordata; Actinopteri; Gadiformes; Gadidae
Gene: mta3
Product: metastasis associated 1 family, member 3
Exons: 19
Coding region: 13-2151 (712 amino acids)
Biological process (GO): negative regulation of transcription by RNA polymerase II
Cellular component (GO): nucleoplasm; NuRD complex
Molecular function (GO): sequence-specific DNA binding; transcription corepressor activity; histone deacetylase binding
Source: RefSeq, a predicted model, not a curated record
GGGAGGGCAGAAAUGGCGGCCAACAUGUACCGGGUCGGAGAUUACGUGUUCUUUGAGAACUCGUCCAGUAACCCUUACCUGAUCCGUCGGAUAGAGGAACUCAACAAGACGGCCAGCGGGAACGUGGAGGCCAAGGUGGUGUGCUUCUACCGGAGGAGAGACAUCUCACACAGCCUCAUCCAGCUGGCAGACAAACAUGCAAAGGACCUGGAGGAAGAGAAGGAGACCCCCAUAGAGACGGAUCUAUCGGAGAAGCAGAAGCACCAGCUCCGACACAGAGAGCUCUUCCUCUCCCGGCAGUACGAGAGCCUACCCGCCACGCACAUCAGGGGUAAGUGCAGUGUUGCACUAUUGAACGAGACGGAAGCCGUUCUCUCUUACUUAGACAAAGAGGACACGUUCUUCUACUCGCUGGUGUACGACCCCACACAGAAAACCCUCCUGGCCGACAAGGGGGAGAUCAGAGUAGGCCCACGGUUUCAGGCAGACGUGCCUGACAUGUUACCAGAGGGCGAGGCAGACGACAGAGAGCAGUCAAAGCUGGAGGAGAAGCUGUGGGAUCCAGAAUGUCCGCUCUCCAGCAAACAAAUCGACCAGUUCCUGGUCGUGGCACGGGCAGUCGGGACCUUCGCACGAGCGCUGGACUGCAGCAGUUCGGUCCGACAGCCCAGCUUACACAUGAGUGCCGCCGCAGCCUCCAGGGAUAUCACACUGUUCCAUGCGAUGGACACGCUCCAUCGCCACGGCUACGACCUGUCCAGCGCCCUGAGCGUGCUGGUGCCAGCCGGCGGGCCCGUGCUCUGUCGGGACGAGAUGGAGGAGUGGAGUGCCUCGGAGGCCAGCAUGUUCGAGGAGGCGCUGGAGAAAUACGGCAAAGACUUCAACGACAUCCGACAAGACUUUCUGCCAUGGAAGUCCCUGACCAGCAUUAUAGAGUACUACUACAUGUGGAAGACCACAGACAGAUACGUUCAACAGAAAAGACUCAAGGCAGCGGAAGCCGAGAGCAAACUAAAGCAGGUUUAUAUUCCUACGUAUAACAAGCCCAACCCCAACCAGAUCUCAAUGACCAAUGGGAAGAUGGCUACAGUCAACGGGGCGGGGCCAGUGGCCUAUCACACAGCAGGAGGGGGCCGGGCCUGCGAGAGUUGCUACAGUAUGCAGUCGGCCCAGUGGUACUCGUGGGGCCCCCCCAACAUGCAGUGCCGCCUCUGCGUGUCGUGCUGGCUGUACUGGAAGCGGUACGGCGGCCUGAAGAUGCCCAGCAGAGCGGAGGCACCGGAGGAGCGCACCUCGCCGGCCCCGGUGAGCAACGUCAGCGCCCACCAUGAGCCUCGUUCGCGGGGCCAUGCCCCCCGCCAGUCGAGCCACAUGGUACCGGUGCGCAAUAGCGGCAGCCCCAAGUCCAACAUGAAGACCAAGCAGGCCUUUCUCCUCCAGGCCACUCGCCUCACCAAGCUGGCCCGGCACAUGUGCCGUGAUGUCAUCAGGCUGCGCCGGGCGGCGCGGCGGCCCUUUGUGCCCAUUAACUGUGGGGCCGUAAAGGCAGAGUAUUUGCUCAGGGCGUCGGAGGGCCAGGGAACACGGCUGCCCAAACACCGAGCGUCGCCCAGGAGCACGCUUACCAGCGUGGUGCAGUUCCUAGAAUCCCGUCCCGUUGCCAUCCACGCCCCUCGCUCUCACCGCACCCCCGGCCUCCAGACGCCUCCGCCCCGCCGCCUCCUUUCCUCCCUCCACCACGGGCCCCACGGCAUGCUGGGAAAACGCAGCUACCACCACCACACUAGGGCGGAGCCAGAGAGACACUCGGAGAAUCCAGGUUCCACGAGUGCACCUGUGCUGCAACACAACGGCCGCAGUGGCGGCGGCGGCGGCGGCGGCGGCAACAGCAGAGGCGGGGUCACCGUGCGCAAGAGACGCCCCAACUGGAUCGACGCCCCCGACGACAGCUUCUUCCUCGUCACCCGGGAGACCAGGAGGGCCAGGCGAAUGCUGUCCAGGUCCCAGCUGAGACGCGCAUGCCGGCAGCCCUGUGAGCAGAUCCACAUGCGCAGGGUCUCCGAGGCGCCCCCGCAGGGACUGGUGCUCGCGUCCCAACAACACCCUCACCCCAGCCUGCGGAUGCGAGGACCCAUCGUCAUCCAUGACUGACGAGGCUAUAGCGGAACGCGCCCUACUCCUGUACACGUGCCCUCAAACACACAGACACACAACACACACACACAAACACACACACACACAAACACACACACACAUCAAACGACACACACACACACACACAUCAAAAGACACACACAAACACGCACACAAACACACGUAAAAUAUACAUAUCUUUCAAAACAUAUGAUUAUCUUGCACCUGGUUCUGAUAAUUCAGUUCUGGUGAGGCAUGAGGAGGAUGAGGUUAUCCAACUGCACUAGAUGCACUAAAAGCUGACACCUGACUGCAAGCCGUGCCUGUCUGUAUAGCACUUAUUGUAAUCCCUGGCAAUUUUUUCAGACUGCGCGCAUGGUGUGUGUGUGUGUGUGUGUGUGUGUGUGUGUGUGUGAGGUUGCGUACCCGAGAAUGUACAUAAACAAGUGUUGAAGCGGGAGGGAUCAAGACAGUGAUGGAUGUAUAGAUGUGCAGGCCUGUGUGUGUGUGUGUGUGUGUGUGCGUGAGAAGGAGUGUGUGGAUGUGACCGAGGAAGGGGAGAUGUAAAUGUGUGUGUCAGACUUUUUCACGACGGCCACCUUGUGUGAACUUUGUGUUGACGAUACAUUUUUGUGGAGUUUUCUUCUGUCUGUUAAAAAAAAGUGGGGGUAUGGGGGAGGGGGGCAGUCGGGUUGGGGUAUUUGGGUAAAGUUCUGGGUUAUUCUGUUGAUAAUUGUUGGCUCCUGAGAUUUCAAGGGGUAAGACAAUGUAAAAGAGUGACCAGGCAAGUCUUUUCAGAAAAGCACCUGCCCCAACAAAUCCAUGAGAUGGAUGACAUAAUAAGCUUGAACGUGGCUUUGAACGCCUGAAUAUAUAUUCUAGUCCGGCAAGAGCUGUCAUUAAGGUUGUGUCAGUAUAUUUGCCACUUUUUGUGAAAUACUGCCCCUUAUCGUCGGCUAAGAGGAACCACACGCAUGUCUUUCGUCCCUAAACAAUGGUUAAAACCAUUUUAAAAGUCCAGAUAUCUCAGUAACUUACUCAAGCUAUCAUAGUGUCUUGUAUCUUUUAACAGCUAUCUAAGUCCCCAUCGAUUCAUUAACAUAUAUUUUGUAAUGUGAAUAAUAGAAGAUACUGACACAAUCUUUAACGAUCGAUCGUAUCGAUAUUGGAAAAGCUCUAAAAUAUCACCAAGGCACCCUCAUACCCUCUGUCCGGCCAAAUACACCAGUGUAUAAAAUCAUGCAAAUAUUUCAUUAUACUGUACAUUGACAUAGGCCUUCUCAGUUCAUUUGCAUUAACCUACCUACCUAGCCGCUGACGCUAUCGCGAGCUGCAAAUGGCAUGGAACCGUCAAAUUAAAGACUGCGAAAAAAAUAAGAAAAGCUAAAAUAAUAACGUGACCAAUAGGCCUAACUCUUAUUUUUCCAUGUUUCAUUGCACUUCUGUUCUUAAAAAAGGAAAUCACCACAGCCAUUUCGUCCGGCAAAAAAAAAAAAAAAAAGUUCAGCAAAAAACGACCCACAGUUGUUGUAAAAAGCGAGCCUUCUUUUCUUA